Messenger RNA from Salvelinus namaycush (lake trout), 2449 nucleotides. RefSeq lists its product as uncharacterized. The transcript has 7 exons. Bases 1 to 1266 code for a protein of 421 amino acids. The record is from RefSeq and is a predicted model, not a curated record. Lineage: Eukaryota; Metazoa; Chordata; Actinopteri; Salmoniformes; Salmonidae.
AUGGUGACGGUGCCAGGUGUCCCGACGACCCUUGUGUUAACAGGAUUGUGUGUCGCUCUUCUCAUCACAGGAUCAUCUGGGACCUUCUGUACCACCAGUGUGGCUUCCCUGGAUUUAGGAUGCCUCCUGCGGUGGGAUUGUCCUCAGGCCAACGCUAACACCACCACCUACACCGUCCAAACUAAGACUCAGGGGUGGGCCUUCUCUGACUUUGAACUCUACAACAUGAUCCGCCUGGGCCUCCACCAGGGCCCUGGGAGCCCAGUCUGGACAAAACCACACAAGUUUGACCCAACCUUCAACCGCCCCUCCGUCUCUGUGUCUCUGUCUAGAGAGAGGCUGGUAGUGGAGGUGCACUUCCCCUGUUCUACCAACAGAGGGUGCUUUCCUCUGCAGAGCUGCUGUCCACUGUCAGAACUGAUUGACCCCUGGGUCACAGUGACCGUAUAUAACCAACAGAACCACUCUGACUACAAGAGGCGUACUGGUUGGGCCCAGGAGGUGGUGUACAUGGCUGAGUUCUCAGACCUGGUCCCAGGACAGGACUACUGUGCCUUGGCUAACUUCUCCUUUGGACCCCCCACCUUCCCCCUGGCAUCCUCUCCCCCCUCCCACCCACACUGUGUCCACCAGGCUGCCCCAGGACCAGGGUUGCAGCCAGUGUUGUUGGGGAUAGGAGUGUGUGCUGUGCUCUUCUCUGCUCUCCUUGCUCUGGCUCUGUACCAGCUGAAACAGAAACGAGAUGCACCUCGCAUUAACAGACUCCCCAAGACUCUAGCAUCUCUCCAGGCAUCCCUCCAGGACCCCCCAGAGUCCUCUUCAGACCCUGUUGACCCCAGUGACAUCCAUGUGGAGAUUGUGGACGACCACCUCUCCAUCAUGUCUUCCUUGUCCGGCUGUGUCUUCACCAACGCCCAGGCCCCAAGCUUGGGUGACGGGUACAGCAGCAAACCCUUCCCCGGUGACUACAGGUCGGGCAACAUGGACUGGCACACUGGGAGAGACACUGAGCUGGGCCUGAACUCUGGCAGCACCCUAUCCCUGCCAUGCUCCACUGUGCCUAUAGGGCUACAUAUGACCCAGUGCAACUUCGAUUCACCACUACGACCACAUCCAAGGCCCACGGUGCCAACACUACCCUACCUUGAUUCUCUUUCUCUGUCAGAGGCUGGGGAGGGCCAGGGGGUCCCGAUGUGCUCAGUGAGGUUUGGGGGGGCGAGUGAACGGGGUGAGAACCUGGAGGGACUACAGUGGUGUAACCGGUAGCAUGUUGAACUGCAGUACCCAUAAUGCUCUGUACAACAUAUUCUGAUGAACUCCACAGUGCAGUUGAGUCCAAUGUUUUGGCAGACAGGGCAUUGAUUUUGGAGAUGAGAUGGGACAGAACUGGACUCAAUGAAGAGUAAUGGUGGUCCUAUGUAGCUCAGUUGUUAAAAAGCAAUGGCACUAUCAAACGGCAGGGUUGUGGAUUAGAUUCUCGCCAGAAUCACAUACUAAAAAUGUAUGCACUCACUGUAGUGUAGGUCGCUAUGGAUACAAGUUGAACGUCUGCUGAGUGGCAAUGGUAACCUGGUUCUGCCGUAUAUAGCAGUCGAAGAAGACAUGGCUGGGAACUGAAGCGCCAAGCUCAGUUUUAACAACAACACUGACAACCACAGCUUUGUUUUACACCGUUUGUUUAGUAGGGUUCACAAUAUGGAUCACUUCUGUCAUCCGCAGAGCCGGGGUGAUGACAGAUUGAUGAACAAAUCAAUAGGGCCCCUGUUGGAGCGAGCAGAGCCUCUGAUUCACAGGUCCAGCUGGGUCUUUGGGAGGGUUUGUUUGAGGGGUGCUGAGAGUAGUGUUUCAAGUUCCAAAACUUUAUUGUCCAUGUUUGUCUAAAAUGGGAAUUUAUCUUUGGCUUACGGGCAUACAUUUUCAGUUACAGCCGGGGGGGGGGGGUUGUUCUUUCAGAGGUCUAUGGAGAGCAAUAUUUGUUUCAGGAGAUUCCCCCCCACCCUUAACUGGACUGUGGUAUGGAUAAUGGCAAUUGUAACAUGUAAAUCUAGGUGGGGCAAAAAAAAAGAUGUGGGAUGCAUGCCAGCAAAGCCCCAACACAACACAACACUAAACAAUACAUUAAUUGCACUAUAACGGUGACAAACGGUGCCCACAAACUGUUAGGGCCUACAUAAAGCUGUCCCAACAGCAGACUCCCAACAGCAGUCCGAACCACUGCUACACCUGACUAUCAGCGGAGCCUUGUCUGGCAGCGAAACAGUUCAUUCAGCCUCAUUUACUGCCUUUUAAAAAAAGCAUAGCUGAUAUGGCUGAAGUGAGAUGUAUGAACUAUGGCAUAAGGGAAAGACAAGAGGAUAAGAGGCCAUCUGUAAUUUCGAUGAAGACAUUAAUGAGCGAGCUACAGUAGGACGGACAUAGUCAAUGCAACUAUUUGUUCAGCACUUUUGAA